Cynara cardunculus var. scolymus (artichoke) is the source of this 1097-nucleotide messenger RNA. RefSeq lists its product as uncharacterized. The record is from RefSeq and is a predicted model, not a curated record. Bases 66 to 791 code for a protein of 241 amino acids. Gene Ontology annotation, cellular component: membrane. Lineage: Eukaryota; Viridiplantae; Streptophyta; Magnoliopsida; Asterales; Asteraceae. The transcript has 2 exons.
UUUUCUUUAAUAUAGCAGCAGUAGCUGCAACAGCAACAGCCGACUCCAUUCCUGACAACUUAGAGAUGGGAGGUGGUAGCAAGUUCGGAUUGUUGUUAGCGGUGGUGUUCGGAGUUGUUGCAGUCUUGAAGAUCAAAGGAUCAUCAUCAUCAUUCGACAAAGAAGUGGUGGUGGAAUUCUUCAGGCACAUGUCUCAUCGCUUGGGAAAUUGGGCGAUCCCAGUCUACGUUGCAAUUCACACCAUCUCCCUCUCUUUAUGUCUUCCCUACGCUGUCUUCUUCGAGGCCGGUGCUUCUCUCCUCUUUGGAUUCUUUCCGGCCUUGCUCUGUGUUUUCUCCGCCAAGGUUCUAGGCGCUUCUCUCUCCUUUUGGAUCGGAAGGCUUCUUUUCAGGAGUUCUGGCUCAGCGAUGGGCUGGGCACGUAGUAACAAGUAUUUCAAUGUGCUUUUGAGGGGAGUCGAACGUGAUGGUUGGAAGUUUGUUCUUCUUGCCCGCUUCUCUCCUAUCCCCUCAUACGUCAUCAAUUACGGUUUGGCUGCCACAAAGGUCGCAUUUCUGAGGGAUUUUCUGGCGCCAACAGUCGUGGGUUGUGUGCCUAUGAUCUUGCAGAACACAUCCAUCGGCAGCCUUGCUGGUGCUGCCGUUGGUGGGUCUCAGCCAGACAAGUCAAAGGUUUGGUCAUAUGUAUUCCCGAUGAUGGGUAUUUCAUCGAGCAUUCUCAUCUCAUUAAGAAUCAAAAAAUACUCUUCCAUUCUCUCGCUCGACGAUAAGCCUGAGGAGAAGACCAGAUGACACAGUUAUAAGGGUAGUGAGUGAUUUCUACUUUCUUACUUUCACUCACUCCAUUAGACAUCAAUCACAUAUGCUUUUUGUUAUAUAAAAACAAUUGCAAUUAUGGUAUUUGUAACAUCUAGACAUGCCUCCCGGCCCCCACCCCCAACCCUCUAUUUUAUUAUGGGUAAUAUUUGCAUGCAUAUGAUAAGAUAGAGACUUGUUUUAGUUUUUUUUUCUUCUAUUUUCUAGGGUAGCAGACUACUAAAGCCUGAUGGUAGAUAGACAGUUCGUAUUAGUUUUUUCUAUUUUUCAUGUCUUAUUCGU